Messenger RNA from Aspergillus calidoustus, 288 nucleotides. The record is from the annotation of a GenBank genome assembly. NCBI's taxonomy places the organism in Eukaryota, Fungi, Ascomycota, Eurotiomycetes, Eurotiales, Aspergillaceae.
AUGGCACUUCCUUCACAAAGCACCGAAUGGGACGCCGAGUCCCAAGAGGCGAAGCGCCUUUUGGCAAAAGACUCAUAUGAGGACUGUUUGUCCUGCAAAGUCAUGGGCUCUGCCGCAUUUAUCGGCCUCGGCGCGUACAGCUACCAUACCGGUAUGGCUAAUCUACGAAAGCAAGAAGAGACGAUCAUGCGAAGCGCAACAAAAUACAAAAUGGGAUCUCGCCGACUCGGGAUUGCUACGAUUUCUGCGGCUCUAGUUGGCAUGGGUGUUUGGCGAGCAUUCAACUGA